Messenger RNA from Xiphias gladius (swordfish), 940 nucleotides. RefSeq lists its product as uncharacterized. Lineage: Eukaryota; Metazoa; Chordata; Actinopteri; Istiophoriformes; Xiphiidae. The record is from RefSeq and is a predicted model, not a curated record. The transcript has 3 exons. Bases 246 to 563 code for a protein of 105 amino acids.
UUCUGCAGGGUCGACACGUUGCCCUCAGAGCUUUUUCUGCUCGUCGGUACAAUGAUGUAACUGUGAUGCGUCGGUCACGUAUCGGAGGAGAUCAGUGUGAUGUCACUGUCUGGUCACGUGAGUCCUAAACCAGACUAAGAGGAUUAUUGCGUUUCCUCUUCAGUCUCUGAUUUAUUCACACAGAAGAAGAAGAAACAGUCCCGUGGAUGAACAGAUGAUCGAUCGAUCGAUCGAUUGAUUCGCAGAUGAAGCCGAAAGUGUUUCUGCUGCUGAUCUGCUGCGUAUGUCUGCAGAGAGUCGCCUGCAGUCUGCCCGACUUCACGCCUGCAACACCUCUGCUGCAGGUUGAAGUGUCAGUAAACUCUCUGACGAAGAACGGGUUCAGUCGACUUCCUGGACUCUGUCGACGCCUAAAGAGACGCAGAGUCACCGUCCUGUGUAACCUGGAGAAAUUCUGUUGGCGGGGGCAGAGUCGGGGCUGGAGUCAGAAGAAUCCGUCCGGUCAGGUGUGUCGUUGUCCACGGGGCUCCAGGUGUUCACAUUUCUUUGUCCACAGUCUCUGAACCGAACGUUUCACCUUUAAAUGAUAAAAACGUCCUCACUCAGAGGAAGAACGUCACAAACCUUUGACCUGCUGGGAACAAACUAUGUUUCUAAAGUCUUGAAUUCUUCCAUAAAUUUUCCAUUUUUCCCUCAUUUUCUUUUACGUUUUUCUCUCGACAGCAGAUUUUCCUGCCUGUUAGUAUAAAGGUAUCAAACUGUGUUUUUAACACUUAAACAAAUCAUCCUCUGCACUGUUGCUAUAAAAAAUUCUGACCGAGAAGUUUUAAAUGCAGAAUAUAAUUUAUUUUUAUGUUUAUUAUUUAUUGUGUUCAUUUGUAAAACUACUCCGGGUGGAUGUCAAACAUUAUGUGACAAUAUUGAUUGUACCUGAUAAUAA